GGUACUUUGUAACGGCAACCGGGCAAAAGCAGUCGUCGACGCGACUAACGGUAUUGGAAAAAAAAGGGUAAUACGAAUACGAAAGUAAGAAAGAAAGCAGAAAGGCAGCCCAAGGACCUCCUUGCUGGGCCGAUAAAUUGAGUGCUAGAGGAACUGCUGGCCAGGAUCUACGACCGCAGCAGCUUGUUCCUCAUCCGCUUACGGGGUGUUGCAGCAGCAGAAGAGACAGAGAGAGAAGAGCAACAACAGCGCGAGCAUCCCCCUUCCGCAUGGCUUGAGAGACAAAACAAAAAAGAGUCAACACAUUUCCCUUUUGGAGGCCAAAACCGGGGGCCCAGACAGCAUUCCGAGAGCGCAUCUCAUGAUGACAGCAAACGCCGCCACUGCUGCUGCUGCCACAGUCGGUGCUGCUGCUAAGUGGGGCACCGUCACAAGGCAGACGCCCCAAAAAUAGACACACCGACGAACGGAGUGGAGAGAGAUGCUGCCCAGCAGCAGCAGCAGCAGCCGCAGCACCGUAGUGCAGAUGCCGCCACCGCCGCCUCAGGUCUGUGCCUCCGCCUCCACCACAUCGCAUUCGUCUGGCCUGGUGCUGGGCGUCUGUUGUGACCAGCUGAUGCCACAGCAUUCGCAUUCCCAUCCACAUCCAGUGCAUCGCACGACGACAGCAGCCCCCGUUCCAGCAGCAUCAAAGAAGGAAUCAUUGGAGAAGGAGAGGCACAAGGAGAGGCAGCUUCUUGCCACCAAAUGGCCACCGCCUUGCUUCAUUGUCCUUGCCUCGCUCCUGGAGGUGAGUGUGGAGUCCACUGGAGUAUCAUUUCUGCAGUGCUGGCGCUUUUAAUGCGAUUAAACUCUCGACCCGAGGGUUGAUUGAGGGCCACCGUAACGUAACGUUUGUGGCGAUUUUUGGGUGACGGAAGGUU
Molecule: messenger RNA, 923 nt
Organism: Drosophila obscura
Lineage: Eukaryota; Metazoa; Arthropoda; Insecta; Diptera; Drosophilidae
Exons: 2
Coding region: 482-841 (119 amino acids)
Source: RefSeq, a predicted model, not a curated record